Messenger RNA from Plasmopara halstedii, 294 nucleotides. RefSeq names its product LYR MOTIF-CONTAINING PROTEIN 7. Gene Ontology annotation, biological process: mitochondrial respiratory chain complex III assembly. Bases 1 to 294 code for a protein of 97 amino acids. The transcript is spliced from 2 exons. The record is from RefSeq and is a predicted model, not a curated record. Lineage: Eukaryota; Oomycota; Peronosporomycetes; Peronosporales; Peronosporaceae.
AUGCAGGUUAUUAGAGGCUACCGUCGUCUGUUGCGUGCGAGUCGACAGGCUUUUCGCGGUGAUGUAUACGCGCUCAAGCAGGCGCGCAUGACGUUGCGUGAACAUUUUAUAGCAAAUCGUCAGGGUCGUGCAAAGCAAGGAACAGGCGAGAAUGGAACCCGUUUUGAGGUGCAGCUAACAGACCCACAGCGCCACGUCAUGCGCAAGGAUGAGGAACUUGUGCCGCUUACAGAAAACUCGGCUACCCAACCACUUGUUAUGAACUCGGGCAAUAUUUGUCAGCGUCCGGCAUAG